UGCCUGCUUUAGUAUUAUUUGUGCUCUCAACAGUGUCGGAUACAAUCAACGGUUACUUGUUGUGUGUGGCUUUUUGUUUGUGAACGCUGUACGGAAAGCAGCAGCAGCAGCAAUUUAGCAGCUGAAAAACGGUCGAAAAAAAAGUAAGGCGGCCAAAAAAUAGCAGCCGACCCGAAAUUAUACGCACUGUGUAGUUGAUUAGUGAGUGAUGCAAGUGGAUCUUUUGUGUUUGACAAAUUGCAAAUAUUUUACAUAAUUUUUAUUAAAUUUUGGUUUAACAAAAAUAAAUUUACUUGAAUAACACACAAUAACGGGAAUACCAAAUUGAGUGUAUAAGAGUGUGCGGUAAGCAAAGAAAAGGAAUAUAAAGUAAAAAGCAAAGUAACGAGUAUCACAAGAAGAAGAAAAAAAAUGUUGUGUGUGGUCGCUUAAGGCGAUUUGUUGUUACUACGAGCAAACGGUGAAACGCAAAGUUUGCGGAAUUGCGAGUGUGCAAAUUUCAAGUGAAAAAGUGCAGCGAAAUAUAAACGAAAAUGUGUACAAUUAGACUGAAGCAGCGCGCUUACUAACCAUAAAUCUAACUAAUAUUAAAAAAAAAUAAUCAAAAAUGCUUGCCUGCAACUUGCAAUAACAACAACAAAACAAAUAUAAAUAAAAAAAAAGUUGUGCAAACCACAAAUUUGCACAAACUUUUUUCCAGCUUGCUGCGCAAGUUUGCGCAAAGUGCUUCAAACGCUUACAGUGCAUAAUUGUGCUUAACAAAAUGCAGUAAAACCCGAAAAGUGUUAAAAUUUAGUGUGAAAAACAUAAAAUUAAACGAAAAAUUAAAAACAACAAAAAGUGUUUAUGAAAAAAUCUAAAUUAACCACAAUCACCAGCUAAAUGGCAGCUUAUGCGGUACAACAACAUUAACGCCGUAACAACAACAACAAUAGGGCAACAGUGCUUCACUGCUAUUAGCAUAACAAUAAAAAGUGUGCAGCAACAGCAAGCAUUAAGCGCAAAGCUGGUUACUACAACAAUAACAAACAGCAACUAACAACAAUUCAUACUAAUGCAUUUAUAGUAGCAGCCUAGUGACGACAACGAGACAUUAUAUAUUAUUGCUUACAGCAAAGCAUUCUAGCAGAGCCAUCUUUAAAAUCAACAACAACAACAACAGCAAAACUACGCAACAACAAAAUGAUUGCAAUGUGGAGAUACUUUUUAAUCGGACUCACAUUAUCCACACUAACCUCCUCACAGGCAGACGAAUCGCUCGAUACGCGAGAAAAUGCCGAUCUGACAUUGAAAUGUCGCUUCACAGAUCAUUACGAUGCCAAUGAUUUCACAUUCUAUUGGGCGCGUUGGACCGCCAAUCCCGCGCAAUUCGAUAAUGUGGCCAUACAUGAUGUCUCGCUGAAUUCGGGUUACAAACCCGAUUACCGUCCGAAGCACGGCAUUUACGAUUUGCAAAUUAAAAACGCUUCAUACAUUCGCGACAAUGGACGCUUCGAGUGUCGCAUUAAAGCGAAAGGUACGGGCGCCGAUGUCCAUCAAGAGUUUUACAAUUUAACCGUCCUCACACCACCGCAUCCACCCGUCAUUUCGCCCGGUAAUGUGGCCAUUGCCACUGAGGAUGUAAAAAUGGAGCUGACGUGCAGCAGUAUUGGCGGUUCACCGGAUCCAACGAUAACUUGGUAUCGCGAGGGCACCAAUACGCCACUGCACGCCGUCGUACGUUCGGGCGGCUCAAAGGAUCAGCCAACAAAUGCCACACUUACGCUGCAACCGCGUCGCGAAGACGAUGGCGCCAAAUACAAGUGUAUCGUACGAAAUCGUGCUAUGAACGAUGGUCAACGAUUGGAAGCGACCGCCACAUUGAAUGUUAACUAUUUUCCCCGCGUCGAUGUUGGUCCGGAAAAUCCACUUCGUGUGGAACGUGAUCGUACUGCCAAAUUGGAGUGUAAUGUCGAUGCUAAGCCCAAAGUGCCUAAUGUGCGUUGGACACGCGAUGGCCGCUUCAUUAGUUCCUCCCUAGUGCAUAGCAUACAGCGUGUUAGCACGCAAGAUGCUGGCAAAUAUACAUGCUCAGCAGAUAAUGGACUCGGCAAAUCGGGUGAGAGUGUACUCAUAUUGGACAUCUUAUAUCCGCCAACCGUCGUUAUUGAGUCGAAAACGCGUGAGGCCGAGGAAGGCGAGACAGUUAAUAUCCGCUGCAAUGUAACCUCAAAUCCGCCGCCAAUUACCAUUGAAUGGUUAAAGGAGGGCUCACCCGAAUUCCGUUACUCCGGCGAAGUGCUCACACUGUCGUCGGUACGUGCCGAACAUGCCGGCAGUUAUAUUUGUCGUGCUGUGAAUAUAAUGGAGUCAUACGGACAAGAACGUAGUGAGCGUGUUGGCAACUCAACCGUAGCGCUGUUGGUGCGACAUCGUCCCGGUCAGGCAUUCAUAACACCGAACAAACCGAUUGUGCAUGUGGGUAAUGGCGUUACGUUAACCUGUUCUGCAAAUCCACCCGGUUGGCCGGUGCCACAGUAUCGUUGGUUCCGCGACAUGGACGGCGAGUACUCGAGCACACAGAAAGUGCUGGCACAGGGACCACAAUAUUCGAUACCGAAAGCACAUCUCGGUAACGAAGGUAAAUACCAUUGUCAUGCCGUCAACGAAUUGGGUAAUGGUCAAAUAGCUACUAUAGUGCUUGAGAUACAUCAGCCACCACAAUUCCUGGCCAAACUACAACAACAUAUGACGCGCCGUGUCGCCGAUACCGAUUAUGCGGUCACUUGCAGCGCUAAGGGUAAGCCUGCGCCCAGCAUACGCUGGUUGAAGGACGGUGUCGAAAUACUGCCCGAACUCAAUUUAUACGAAGUUAAGACGAACCCCGAUCAGGGUCCCAACGCCAUGGUGACGGUGCAAAGCAUGCUGAAGUUCCGCGGCAAGGCACGUCCGAACGGCAAUCAGCUGGUGCCCGGCGAUCGUGGCCUGUACACUUGUCUCUACGAGAACGAAGUGAACUCGGCUAAUUCGAGCAUGCAGUUGCGCAUCGAGCAUGAACCGAUUGUCUUGCAUCAAUACAAUAAAGUCGCCUUCGAUAUACGUGAGACGGCUGAGGUCGUAUGCAAAGUGCAAGCUUAUCCCAAACCCGAAUUUCAAUGGCAAUUCGGCAACAAUCCUUCGCCGCUGACAAUGUCCUCUGAUGGACAUUAUGAAAUUAGCACGACCACAGAUAACAAUGAUAUCUACACUUCGGUGCUGCGCAUCAACUCGCUCACACAUGCCGAUUAUGGUGAAUACACUUGUCGUGUUGUGAAUGCCUUGGAUACAAUACGUGCACCAAUACGUCUGCAACAGAAGGGCCCGCCAGAGAAACCGACCAACACACGUGCCGUUGAUGUGGGUCCCAAUUAUGUAACGCUCAGCUGGGAUCCCGGCUUCGAUGGUGGUCUAAGCAAUACGAAAUUCUUUGUUAGCUAUCGGCGUGUACCAAUGCCACGCGAAGAACAACUGAUACCCGACUGUGCCACCAUAGCCACCAGCAACACCGAUUGGCUGGAAUUCGAUUGCCAACACGAUAAUCCCUGCAAGGUUACCUCACUGGAUCAACAUCAAAGCUAUGCCUUCAAGGUGAACGCACUCAACACGAAAGGCAACUCACCGUAUUCCAAUGAGAUUAUGACGACCACAAAGGUUAGCAAAAUCCCACCGCCACUACAUGUCACCUACGAUCCGAAUACACACACUUUGGGCAUAAAUGUGGGCGCCACCUGUCUAUCGUUGGUGGCCAUAGUGGAGUCCAUGGUCAAUAUGGAUACACCGAUGGCGCAGUGGGAAGUUGUCGACACUGUGAAUUUACAACUCUCCGGCAACGGGCCGACAUUUAAGGAGACCGUGAUUGAUCGCCAUAUACCGGCAUAUCGCAGCGGCGGUGGACGUUCGUUGGGUCACAAUCACAUUGGCGGCCAUGAUGAUGGUGUUGGUGGCGGCGACGAAGAUGACGAUGAGGGUGUCGACAUGAACACGCUGGCGCUGGCCGAUGAUAAUAAACCGACGGUGCGUGUGAAACUAUGCCUGCGUUCAAAUCAGGAGCACUGCGGCAAGCACACAAAUGCGGAGAUUGGCCGCACAUACAUUGCGGAGGCUUCCGCCCUGGCCACACCCACGCUGAUCGCCAUAAUCGUCUCGUGCAUUGUAUUCGCAUUAUUUGUCGGUUUAUUGUUGAUGUUCUGUCGCUGCAAACGCAAUCAAUCGAAAAAGAGCGCCGCCGCCAAGGAUUACGAAAUGGACUCGGUGCGACCAUCAAUUGUUGCCGCCCAACAAAGUCAGCCACCGCCACCAUAUUACCCGGCAAGUGGACUCGAUAACAAAGCACUCGAGCAUUCGAUGGAUCUCGCCUUGGGCAUGGAGGACCAAAAGAGUGCACUUUACGCAACACAAAAUGGCUAUAGCUAUCAUCCGGGUAGCGGUGUCGGUGUUGGUGUUGGUGUCGGUGGCGGCGUUGUUGGCGGUGGUGUCGGCAUGCAAGGCCUAACGGGACACACGUUGCCGGGAAAUGAAUGGGUCAACAUGGGCUACAUCGAGAACAAUUACUCGAAUUCGAACAAUGGCGGCAGCGUCAAUUCACAAGACUCGCUAUGGCAAGUGAAAAUGCCCGCCGCCACAGGCGGUCAACAAAGUAUGGUCGUACCGGCCACACACAACAACUAUGUUGAACAUCAGCCCACCUAUGGUUAUGAUCCACUGACGCACGGCGGUUACGGCGCUGUCGAUGAUUAUGCCCCCUAUCCACAUUUGACGGCGACGCCAAGCCAACACGGUGAUGAAUAUCAUAAUUUACGUAAUAGCCAAAAUCCAUCCAGACAGGAUUACUGCAGCGAUCCAUAUGCCUCGGUGCAGAAGCCGAAGAAACGUGUUGAUCAGCAUUUAGAUUCACCAUAUCACGACGUAAGCGGCCUACCCAACCCCUAUAAUAUGGAGCAUAUGGAACAGGAUGAAGUGAUACCACCACAGCAGCACAUGUCACUGAGUUACGAUGACAGUUUCGAGGGUGAAUACUCGUCAACGCCCAAUUCACGGAAUCGUCGUGUCAUACGCGAAAUUAUCGUCUAAUAAAUAAACAUUAAACAUAAUAGAAAGUGAAAUGAACGAAAACCGUUAUACAAUAGGUAUAAAUUACAACGUAUGAGGAGGCAGGGGAGCGACAUACAGAGAGUGUGUGUGUGUUGUGUAAAAGUGCCAACCACGUGCAACUAAGCGAAAAAUAUUAAUUAAAACUGUAAUGUCUCCGUGUGCAUAAAGGAGCGGAACACACACACACACACAAAAAGCCAGAAAUCUUUAACGAAAUGUUUUAUAAAUUUUUAUGUGUUAUUUUUAAGAAAAUAAGUAAUAUACAACAACAUGAACGAAAAAUUUACAAAAGUGGAGUAAAAUCUAAAUGAGCACCGUCAACUUAACAAUACGUGCACACAAAUACCAUACAUACAAAUACACACACAUACAUUGUCAAGUACUGGCAAUGCAACGCACACACACACAUAAGAAAAUUUGCACCGAAAUUUCAACAGCAGAAGCCGUUAUGCGAUUUUUCUUGCAAAAUGUUGAAUAAUUGGAGUGCAGCAGUUGCGACGGGUGGCAACAUCGCUUGUAUAUGCAAUGUAUAUGUGGAGCUGGCAACAUACCAAUUAUUUGUGUGAGUAAAUUUGCAUAAAUUUUUGUAUAAAUAAUUUUGAUUAUUUUUCAAAAUACACACACACACAUACAUAUGCAGCUACAAACACAUUUUCAUAAGCAUAAGUGUAUAUGUGUGUGUGUGUAUAUUUUAGGCAACUGCCAUAAGUUGCUUUUUGCCAUUUGCAGUUCACGCACUUUUUUUACUUUCUCCAUACUCACUCAUACACACACUCACGCACUCAUUAAUUUCAUAUACACCCACACACGCCAAAUUCUCACCCAAUCAUGCAUUACAUAUUUGCACUUAUUGAAUGCGUUUUAAGCCACACCAACUAACUCUACGAGUAUUUGUUUACCCAACGAAACAAAAAAAUAUUCAAAAAUUCAACGAAAAGCGAAAACUACGACAACAACAACAAAAACAUAAAAACAACGUAUUUGAAAGUUGCCAUUUUUUAUAACUUUUAGUACAUAAUUAAAGUAUAUAAGCAAAAUAUUUUUAAAAUUUUUUUUAUUUUAUU
Messenger RNA from Bactrocera dorsalis (oriental fruit fly), 6173 nucleotides. RefSeq names its product Down syndrome cell adhesion molecule-like protein Dscam2 (gene ed). The transcript is spliced from 9 exons. Lineage: Eukaryota; Metazoa; Arthropoda; Insecta; Diptera; Tephritidae. Bases 1183 to 5088 code for a protein of 1301 amino acids. Gene Ontology annotation, molecular function: cell adhesion molecule binding. Gene Ontology annotation, biological process: cell-cell adhesion. Gene Ontology annotation, cellular component: cell-cell junction. The record is from RefSeq and is a predicted model, not a curated record.